AUGAUAGAACCAAAGGAAAAUACGCAACUCGAUGAAAAGAAGGACAUGACGGCAACUACGUAUCUAUUUCAAGCACUACCGGAAGAUAUGAUAAUACAAGUUGCAAGUUGCAAGAGUGCAAAAGAAAUUUGGGAUGCAUUAAAGACAAGGCACGUCGGUGCAGAUCGAGUGCAAAAGUCACGUCUUCAAACACUCAAAACAGAGUUUGAGAUCUUGAAAAUGAAGGAAGAUGACACUAUCGAUUCGUUCACUGCAAGGCUUAAUGGUAUUCUCACUAGGGCAAGUACUCUUGGUUCUACCUUUGAUCAACCAACUUUAGUACGGAAACUUCUAAGUUCUGUACCAAGAAGGUUUGUUCAUAUCAUUGCAACCAUUGAACAAUUCGCUGAUUUAGAAACAACAACCCUAGAUGAAACAAUCGGAAGAUUGAAAGCCUAUGAAGAAAGGACCAAUCUGGUGGAUGAAAACCUGGUAGACAAUCAAGAGAAACUUAUGUUUACACGACGCGACAAGAACUAUAGUCGUGGAAGGCAUUUUGGAAACCAUGGACAAGGAAGGUUCAAUUCAUCACAAGAUUGUCCUGAAUCAAACCAAAGAGGAAAGGAAUUAAAUCUUGUGCAAGAAGACAAUGAACCAACUCUCCUAACGGCAAGCAAAGGAGACUGCAAGGAUCUACUACAACAAGCUCGUAAUAAAGAUGGAGAAGCACAUGAUGGCAAUCAAGUCACAGAAAAGGAUCAUGGUGCAAAUAAAGAAGAUCAAGUAGAGGAUGAAGACUUCAUUCUCUUGAAGAAUGAAGAUGCUAAAGCAUGA
This is a messenger RNA of Helianthus annuus (common sunflower), 813 nucleotides long. RefSeq lists its product as uncharacterized. The transcript has 2 exons. The record is from RefSeq and is a predicted model, not a curated record. Lineage: Eukaryota; Viridiplantae; Streptophyta; Magnoliopsida; Asterales; Asteraceae. The coding region runs from base 1 to 813 and encodes 270 amino acids.